AAAUAAUAUAAAUCGCUGCAAAUGAGCAAAUCUGCUAUCUUCAUAUUUCGAUAAUUGCCCAUGUGUUUUACCUUUUAAUUAAUUAGCGGUUUUGCUAGAUCGCCCUAUCUGCUUUGGUUACUGGGGUGCCUCCGGAAUCGAUGUGUCGACGUCCAAAUUAUGACUGGUGGGUAGGUAGAUCGCCAAGGAGUAACACAGAGUUGUGUAUAGAAACUACUUAUUACAAAGAAACAUUAUAAUUUCAAGACGAAAAUAAUAAUGGAGCUAAAGUCAGGCCUAUCUGCUUUCGUUACUGGGGGCGCCUCCGGAAUCGGUAGGGCUCUUUGCGUAGCUCUUGCCAAAAAGGGUAUAUUCGUCACUGUGGUUGAUACUUCUGUUGAGAAAGGGGAAGAGGUUGCAUCACUUUCACAAAAAGAAAAUCUCAAGUUUCAUUCGGGAUCAUUAAAGUUCCCUUCUGCUAUCUUUGUAAGAUGCGAUGUGACUAACCAAGGAGAAGUGGGUGCUGCAUUUGAAAAGCACGUGGAAGUAUACGGGGGUUUGGAUAUUUGUAUUAAUUGUGCUGAUAUCGAAACUUCUGUGCCAUUUUAUGAAGACCAAACAGAUGGAUCAAAAUCAUGGAGACAUACAUUCGAUGUGAAUCUUUUAGCAGUUAUUGAUUGCACCCAAAAAGCGAUCAAAAUAAUGGAAGCUGCAAAAAAACCUGGUGUGGUGAUAAAUUUGGGUUCGGCAUAUCCAAUGAUCUCUGACCCUAUCUAUUCUUCCAGCAAAGGGGGUGUGGUUAUGUUUACACGAUCACUUUCUUCUUACAAGGAAAAAGGAAUCCGUGUCAACGUGCUUUGCCCAGAGAUUAAUCGAGCUGAGAAGGCUAAACAUGUGGGUUUUCAGUUUCUUAACCUCAAUCGAAGCUCUACUUCCAUGGAUACAAUCAUACAAGGUGCCUUUCAGCUUAUUACCGAUGAAAGUAAAGCUGGCUCUUGUUUACUUAUCACAAACAAUGGAGGCUUGGAAUACAUGCCAACUUCAUCUCAAGAAGCAAAAAACUUGGCAGUGAUCCCAUCAAGAUUGAAGAACACCGUUUCAUCAGUUGUUAAUUCUACUGUCGAGAUCCCUCAUAGCUUUGAGCAACUAAUUAUUCACACACUUAGUAGAAAUUUUCGGAAUGCUACACGUACAGUGCGUGCACCAUUGAAAUUGCCGAUUAAAGCAGAUCAUGUUCUCUUAAAAAUCAUAUAUGCUGGAGUCAAUGCAGGCGAUGUGGAAUAUAGUAAUAAUGGUUACUUAAGUGGAACCAAAGAAGAAAUCAGCUCUAAACUUCCAUUUUAUCCUGGACUUGAGGCUGUAGGAAUAAUUGCUCUAGUGGGUGAUGAAGUUAAAAAUCUAAAAGUCGGCACUCCAGCAGCAAUACUUAAUAUUGGAGCUUAUUCUGAAUUUACCAUGGUACCCUCAGAACUCAUUAUUCCUGUCGAAUCACCCUACCCAGAAGUUGUUGCCAUGCUUGUUUCUGGACUUACUGCAUCCGUUGCUCUAGAGGCAGCACACAUGGAGUCUGGAGAGACAGUUCUUGUCACUGCUGCUGCAGGAGGAACCGGACAAUUUGCAGUUCAACUUGCAAAAUUAGCUGGAAACAAAGUAGUUGCAACAUGUGGAAGUAAGGAUAAGGCUAUAUUUCUAAGGGAUUUGGGAGUUGAUCGAGUCAUCAACUACAAAGAUGAAUCCGUAAAAGAUGUUCUUAAGAAGGAAUUCCCAAAAGGGGUUGAUAUUGUUUACGAAUCCGUUGGUGGUGACAUGUUUGAUUCAUGCUUCGAUGCAUUAGCAACUUUCGGAAGAAUGCUUGUCAUUGGAACGACCUCUCAGUAUAAAGAAGGGAUCGGACAUGAACCAAGAAACUAUCCAGGAAUAUGUGAUAUACUUCACCAACAGAGCAAGACUGUGAUUGGAUUCAACCUAGGCCAUUAUCAGCACGUAUGGAAAAGACAUCUAGAUAAUAUGGUUCAUCUUUUCUCUAUGGGAAAGCUAAAGGUUGGAAUAGACCCUAAGAGCUUUGUGGGUGUGCAAUCUGUUGUUGAUGCAGUUGAAUAUAUCCAUUCUGGAAAAAGCAUUGGAAAAGUUGUUGUUUGCAUGGACCCGAGCUUCAACCAAAAAGUGGCCAAUUAAGCUUUAAGCUUACGAAUAAUCCAUAAACACGAAUAGGCUGCAAAAACAUAUUGUGUUCUAGUUCCUUCGUGAAUAAAGUUGAGAUUGUUAGAAAUUUGGGAUUUAAAAGCACUUAGAAUUCUAAGAAUUGUGUAUCCACUUUCAAGUUAAAGCAUUUUGGUGGUAUUUUCGAAA
Lactuca sativa (garden lettuce) is the source of this 2328-nucleotide messenger RNA. RefSeq lists its product as uncharacterized. Gene Ontology annotation, molecular function: oxidoreductase activity; zinc ion binding. Gene Ontology annotation, cellular component: mitochondrion. The record is from RefSeq and is a predicted model, not a curated record. NCBI's taxonomy places the organism in Eukaryota, Viridiplantae, Streptophyta, Magnoliopsida, Asterales, Asteraceae.